AUGACCUCCACCAGACUGUACUCGAAAGGCCGCGUCUUGGGACACAAGCGUGCUAAGCGCAACUCCCGCCCCAACACCUCUUUGAUUCAGAUCGAGGGUGUAGCAACCAAGGAGGAGGCACAGUUUUAUCUUGGAAAGCGUAUCGCAUACGUCUACAAAGCCAAGCGGGAAAUCCAAGGCUCGAAGGUGCGAGUAAUCUGGGGGCGUGUUACCCGUCCACACGGCAGCUCUGGUGUCGUCAAAUCAAAAUUCCGAUCCAACCUUCCUCCCCGUGCGUUUGGUGCUAGUGUCCGGGUGAUGCUCUAUCCUUCGAACAUCUGA
Messenger RNA from Lentinula edodes (shiitake mushroom), 321 nucleotides. RefSeq names its product ribosomal protein L35A. The record is from RefSeq and is a predicted model, not a curated record. Gene Ontology annotation, molecular function: structural constituent of ribosome. Gene Ontology annotation, cellular component: ribosome; cytosolic large ribosomal subunit. Gene Ontology annotation, biological process: ribosomal large subunit biogenesis; cytoplasmic translation. The transcript is spliced from 5 exons. NCBI's taxonomy places the organism in Eukaryota, Fungi, Basidiomycota, Agaricomycetes, Agaricales, Omphalotaceae. The coding region runs from base 1 to 321 and encodes 106 amino acids.